AUGUUAUAAUCAUUUUUACUUAGUCUGGCAUCUGGUAUUGUGCUAUUCAUUGUUUACAUGUAUCACAGGGCUAAUUUAUCAGAGGGAUCAGCUAACUAUAGGUAUUAUAAUGAAGCAGUGAAAGGAAUGUCAAGAUGGUUGGAAUAGACGGUUGAUUUAACAUAAUCCCAUUUUUAACCAUGCAAAAAUUGUGGAUAUGAGAUUGCAUUAGUGCAUGAUAAUUUUUAUUGUCUAAGAAGCGACCUUUUUAAAUUGUUGCAUCCUGAAGUAGUAGUAUAAGAUCAAAUGGUAUUAAGAGAUUAUGGUGGUUAAGAUUUGGCAAGAAAAAUCAUACAACAAAACAUGUAUGAUGCUUUACCAAGCUUUGUAUAGACAAGGUAAAUUGAAAUUGGAUAUCAUUAAACUCCUCUAGAGACAUCAGUAGUAUAUCCAUAUGCUAAAAACUAUUUUCGAACUCAUACCUUUGGAAAAUAAGCAGGUUGUAUUUUCUAAAAAUAUUUCCAUGUUCCAGGCCAAGAGGAAAUUGCAUUAAAAUCAAAUCAAUCAACCCAUUUUCAUAAUUACAUUGACAAUUUAAAAUAAGAAAAUAAGAGUACAACAUGUAUUAAAGAUGCUAGUUAUGAAAAGCCAACAUUCAGAAUGUGGUUGAAAGAAGAGUGUGAGAAUUUCUUUGAAAUCAUAAACACAAAGUAAUACAAGGAUAAAUUGGAAAAUGAGGGGAUCUAGUACAUUUACAAAACAAAUAGACAUUUAGGAAAUGGCAUAUUACUUUUAGAUUAUUAGAAUGAAAAAAUAAUUAGAUCAUGGUACAAAGACAGUCUAGGUUGUGGACGCAAUCUUUCUUAAGUGAAUAAUUCAAGAGUACCUUAAGAAUCCUUACUUAUUUUUAAAGGCCAUAAGAUGGAAUUUAGAUCUUAUUUUUAGAUUGCAUCCACAAAUCCACCCAUCUUAUAUGGAUAUAAGAAGGCGUUGAUUAAAUAAUGUGCCUUAAAGUUUGAUUUGUUAGAUUUCACUAAAGAGGCACAUGUAUGUAAUACAGCUGUAACAAAAACACAUAAAUAAACAACAGGAUAAGAAUAGGAUGACGAUCUCUAUAUUGAUUGGAAUUUAGAAGAGUUACAAGAUAUUUUGUUACAGUAAGGUAAAAUAAAAUCGCGUAAUUGGUUGAAUGAAGAACUUUACCCUUAAAUUAUGAGAAAGAUUACUCAUCUUUUUUUUUCGGUAGAAAAGUAUCUUUUGAAGGAUAGUAGAGUUGGGGAGUUUUUUGGAGUGGAUUUCAUACUUGAUGACGAUUUGAAUUUAUGGAUAUUUGAAUGCAACAGGAAUCCUAAUUUUUUAGCAGUGACAGAAGGAAGGAAGGAGAAAUUUGGGAAACUGAUUCCUGACAUGUUGGAAAUCUAAAUGCAAUUAGUUAGAAGCAGAUAUAAAAGGAUUAGAGAUUUCAUGUACAAUACACUAUUACCAGCGAUAAAAGCUAGAUAAUUUCAAUAGUAGUAGGAGAAGUUAAAGGAGGAAUUUCUAUAAUUGAUGAAGGAUAGAUUCGAGCCAGAAUACAAAUUAUCAACAAGUAAUUUGGCUGAAUUGGCAUAUAUUGGGGAUGGGUAGUUUAAUGGAUACAUAAAGAAGGAGUGUUUAGAAUCAAGUAGAGUAUUAAAAAAGUGA
Messenger RNA from Paramecium tetraurelia, 1662 nucleotides. RefSeq lists its product as uncharacterized. The record is from RefSeq and is a predicted model, not a curated record. Lineage: Eukaryota; Ciliophora; Oligohymenophorea; Peniculida; Parameciidae. Gene Ontology annotation, biological process: protein polyglutamylation; microtubule cytoskeleton organization. The transcript has 2 exons. Gene Ontology annotation, cellular component: cilium. Gene Ontology annotation, molecular function: tubulin-glutamic acid ligase activity; tubulin binding.